Plectropomus leopardus (leopard coralgrouper) is the source of this 1246-nucleotide messenger RNA. RefSeq names its product BRMS1 transcriptional repressor and anoikis regulator (gene brms1). Lineage: Eukaryota; Metazoa; Chordata; Actinopteri; Perciformes; Serranidae. The record is from RefSeq and is a predicted model, not a curated record.
GUAGAGUCCGGCAAAGUGUCGAACUGAAGAUUCAAGUGAAGAGGAAGUACUUUUUAAAAUGGAAAUAUAGCAAAUGAUACUGUAACUUUCUACAACCGAUCGGAGGGAGAAGUUUGUGUGUGUCUGCAUGUGUCUGAGACAGCCAUGCCCGCCCAACCCCCUGUGAGGGAGCCAGAGGAGGAGAUGGAGGCAGAAGGAGAGUCCCAACUCCCUGAGGCCAAUGGAGUGGUGGAGAAAUCGAGAGAGGACGAAAGAGGAGGUGGAGGUGGAGGAGGAGAGGAGACCAUGGAGGAGAGCACAGAAGAGAGGGAGAGUGACUUGGAUGAUAGUGAGGAGGAGGAAGAGGAGGAGGAAGAGGAGAGUUCGGAGAUGGAUGAUGAAGACUGUGAGCGGAGGAGAGGGGAAUGUCUAGAUGAGAUGUUGGAUCUGGAAAAACAAUUUCAUGAGCUAAAAGAAAAGCUGUUUCGGGAGCGGCAGAACCAGGUGAAAGUGAAGCUGGACGAGGUGCUGACAGGGAAGGCCGGAGAAUACAGAGAACCACUGAUUGCACUACAGGAAAGCAUGCAGAUACGAACACAAGUGGCAGGAGUGUACAGAGAGCUGUGUCUGCAGGUGAUCAAACACAAGUACGAGUGUGAGCAGCAAGGAGCAAGGCAGCACCUGGAGAGUGAGCGGAUGAUGCUGUUUGAUACCAUGAAGUCUGAACUGCUGGAAAAGAUCAGAAGACUGGAGGAGGACAGACAGAAUAUAGACCUCACCUCAGAGUGGAGCGAUGAGAUUAGGGGCAAGAAGUGUAAAAGAAAGAACUUACUGGGUCGCUCGGAGAGAAAAAAGAAAGUAGCUCUGGUUUCAGGGCCUUUCAUUGUCUACAUGUUGAGAGACAUCGACAUCCUUGAAGACUGGACUGCUAUCAAGAAGGCAAAAGCAGCACUCUCACCACUAAAAAAGAAAGUCGAAAAGCGGUGAUAAAAGGAGGAUCGUAUUGAAGACCACUGGCAAAGAAACCAAACUUCUCUCCCUCACACACACAUUCCCAGCUACUUCCACUAACAGUGACGGUUUUGUCUCAUCGAGACCCUGAAGAUUAUCUUGUUUUUUUUCCACGCCUCUGACCCCCACCAACCAGCCACCCUACUGCUUGUUUGUUAUCUAUUGCUAUUUAAAAUGAGUUCUUAAUGAUAUGACAACCAUGUAUUUAUAGAAUGAUUUAUAAUGGUGAUUAAAAUUUUAAUCUUUUGUGACACAA